AUGUCUCUACAACCAUCUUUAUCCAAUCAAGAUGUAAAAAAUAUUUCUGAUGGAAAUCUUAACAAUGAAUUGGUAGCAUUGAAUGAUGUGGGAUUGAACUCCGAUCAAAUAUUUCAACUCCUGAUGGCUAGGGAACGUACUAAGCAUUUACACUUGGAAUUGGAAAUACUGGAUCGGAAGAGAAAAUAUUCAAAUAUUUGUGAUGAAGCAAAGUUAAAAAAUUCAAAGAAGAAACAUCGGCAAAAUGUGAUGGAAAAUGCCUGUGAUGAUGUAAUUGCUGUCAUUCUAUCCUAUUUGCCAAAUUUGGAGGGUUUUAAGCUUUUACUUGUUUCUAAACAAUUUUAUAGAGCAGUUGGACAUUUGAGGCAAUUCCAUUAUUAUUUAGAUGAGAAUAGACCAGAUUUGAUUGAGUUUGUAAAAUCUAAAUAUUUCAACUCUAUGGAAAAUGCAAUAAUAACAUCUUCUGAAUAUGACAGACCUGCUGAUAUAUUCAACAAUUUGGAAAUUUAA
Messenger RNA from Naegleria gruberi, 510 nucleotides. RefSeq lists its product as uncharacterized. The coding region runs from base 1 to 510 and encodes 169 amino acids. The transcript has a single exon. NCBI's taxonomy places the organism in Eukaryota, Heterolobosea, Eutetramitea, Acrasida, Naegleriidae. The record is from RefSeq and is a predicted model, not a curated record.